This is a messenger RNA of Stylonychia lemnae, 3180 nucleotides long. The record is from the annotation of a GenBank genome assembly. NCBI's taxonomy places the organism in Eukaryota, Ciliophora, Spirotrichea, Sporadotrichida, Oxytrichidae.
AUGAGCAAUUCACGAAAGUCCGGUGGCAAGACCACAGGUUUAUUGGGAAAUACGAAUUCUACUAACACUACAACCACUCAUAGCAAUCAUUAGCAUCAUAAGAACCUUAGGAGGCAUCUGGAUAUGGGUCUCCCAAAUUAUGGUGGUGAUAACAGUUCCGGAUCUAAUAACUAAACAAACUUGUUUGAAAUAAAAAAGAGAUCUAUCGACUUUUUUUAGCAAGAGGAGCAGACGCUGAUUCUCUACGUAUAUUACGAAUAUUUGAUUAAUUUAGGGAGGGCAAGUCCGAAAGAAGCUUACACCAAUCAACAAAAAAGAGGAUCGAGUAGCGGAGGCAUCGGUGGUCCCAUUAUUAACAAUAUGUUUGGAGCAGAUAAUACUGGUUACUAAGGAGAUUAAGAGUAAAACGUAGCUUAACUUUCAAAUACUGCGAAAUCGAACGGAUUUUUUAGAAGAAAUGCCUCGAAUUCCGGUAGCAAGCAAAAGAAUGUCAAUGAUCAGUAGCUCUCCUAUCCUGCUAAUGGUAACGAUGUAUCACAGCCCAAAGCUCAAAUUGGAAACUCGCCAUAAAUGUCUCCUCGGAAUAUAAAAGACCUUCUAAAAAUGAGGCAUGCUGUUGAAAGUAUAAGAAAUAGAAAGAGCACUACAAGCUAGAACAACGAGUUUAUUUAAAGCCUUAAAGUGGCGCAAAAUAACUCGGGCAACUUCUAGGGGGCAGGAGCGAAUAGAUAAAGCAUAAAAAGAACACCUUCCAAUGAAUCCAGUUUUGUCAACAAAAAUAAUGGAGCUAAUUAACAUCCACAUUAGAUUAAUCAUCAUCCGGAUUUUAAAACAAGACCAAUGAGCGGUACAUCUAAUAAGGGAAGUAACAGCAGUAUCAAACAUACAACCACAAAGUCUUCAAUGAACAACCCUACCAAAGGUUAGGCAAUGUAACAGCCGUUAACAUAAGACCAAUUAAUUGAUUAUAUAUCAAAGCUUAUUAAGAAUAAUAAAAAGCACUUCGAAAAAGAUCCAGCUAACGAAGAAGUUAUUGCUAACUUAAAACAAUUUCUAUAACAAUAAUUUGAUGAUAAAAAUGGAACUAUGGGUGGCUAUCAAGUAGAAGAUUCAACUUAGUUUAAUAGCCUUAUUAAUGACCUGCUAAGGAUGAAUUAUCACUAACCUUCACCUUCAUUGAGCGGUUCAUAAAAAGGAAAGCCAGUUGGAAAAGAUAGAGCGAAUUCAGAAAAAAAUUAGUCAACAUAUUCUAGUUCAUAAUCAACUUAACAGUAACACGCUAAUAAUAGAUAUAGUGGAGCUGGAGCAGGUGCACAGCAUCAAUAGAAUAACCCUGUUUAGUAAGUUAAGAUUUCGCGUCCUACAAUUAAUUUGUCAAUAAAUAAAAAUGUGCAAAAUGUAAUGAUCACUCCAAUGAGCUAUCCUUAAGGGCAAUAAUAAAACCAGUAAUAAUCAUAGAACUCAACUAAUAAUACUAGAGGACCAGCUGCACAGAAGAAAAGGACAUCUUCAGAGGACAAUGUGAAUAUCUAGUAGUAAAAUCAGCAAAGAGCAAUGAUGGCAUCGACUUAGCAGUAAAACUCUCAGAUUACAUCAGUAUUUUAAAAUGUUAAUCCCUAAUAAGUUCAGCAGACUCCUUAAUAACAUAGAAAAAAUUUACCUUCUCUAGAUACAGAGCGCUAAAAGCAAUCUAGAUCUAAAAAUAGAGGCACUUCUAAUGAUAUUCCUAUGGCCAUCCAAAUAAACAGUGCAUAAAAUUAUUAACCAUAGAGCCGAGAAAAUUCUCAAUCCAGUUAUAAAUAACUAAAGCCUGGCUCGACACCAGGUGCACACAGUGCCGGUGGAACCUCAGGAAACGUUAAUAUUUCUCAAGAUAACAUUUCACAAUUCAAUCAAUCAACUUCAAAUAAUUUAGACGGUGCUACUAAAGUAGAUGACACAGUUAUACAAGAAAGAGAUAGACUGAUAAAAUUUGUAAAGUCAUACAUUAAAAAACAUAAUGAGUUACCCCCUACAACGCUCGAGUAUUAUAAAUUCGUCAAACUGAUAGGUAAAGGAGCCUUUGGUAAAGUAACUCUAGGUAUUCAUAAACUAACUGGAAAAUAUGUAGCAAUAAAGACCAUUGAAAAAUCUUAUAUGAAGGAUGACUUUAGUAAAAGAAAGGUAUUCUAAGAAGUUUACCUUCUCAAAAAGAUUAAGCAUUCUAAUGUGAUCAGGCUCCUUGAAGUAUUUGAAAGCAGCAAGCAUAUGUUAAUGGUGAUGGAGUAUGCUGGCGGUGGUGAUUUAUUGCAUCUUAUUAAGCGCAAAGGUAAACUACAAGAGUCAGAUGCCAAAUUCAUAUUUAAGCAGAUAGCCUAUGGAUUGGCUCACAUUCAUUGUAGAAGUGUCAUUCAUAGAGAUAUCAAGCUUGACAAUAUUCUACUAGACUGCGAGAAGGGAGUCAAAAUCUGUGAUUUUGGUGUGUCCAAAAUUAUCAAAAAAGGCCAAAUUAUCUAAGAGUAGUGCGGUACACCUGCCUAUCUUGCACCGGAAAUCAUCAUUGAUAAAGGAUACGAGGGUUUUUUUGUAGACAUAUGGAGUCUCGGAGUUUUACUUUUUGCUAUGCUCUGUGGAACAGUGCCCUUCAAAGCAUAAAAUCUAGAAGAUCUUCAUAAGCUUAUACUGAAGGGAGAAUUUGCAUUCCCUGUUGAAUUAAGCAGUGAAGCUUAAGCUAUUGUCAGAGGAAUGAUUAAACUCAAUCCUAGAGAGAGACUAACAAUUCCUUAGAUUCUGGCACAUGGAUGGCUGAAAGAGACAAAUGAAGAUGAUUCCGAAGAUGAAGAGGAGGAAAAGAAUGAAGAUGGAGAGCCUAAAGAUUAAAAAGGAGGAGCUGUUGGGGGUUAAGGUGCCACCAAUUAAAAUCAAUAGAAAUCCUAGGACAUUGAUCUGAAAAGCAUUCAAGGUAAUGUUAACUAUGUUAACGUCGAUAAUCUCUUCUAUGAUGAAAACUACGGAACCAAAUUGUCUUACACCGAUUAUUGUUGUAUCACAGAAGAUUUCUCAACUGAAAAUAUUGACGAGGAAGCAUUGAAAGUAUGUGAAAAUUUCGGCUUCCCUCGCUAGUUCAUGAUAAAAUGCCUUAAUCGUGGCGAUCUGAACCAUGCCACUGCAUGCUACUAUUUGUUAACUAAUGCAGGCUGA